Molecule: messenger RNA, 1650 nt
Organism: Vigna umbellata (rice bean)
Lineage: Eukaryota; Viridiplantae; Streptophyta; Magnoliopsida; Fabales; Fabaceae
Source: RefSeq, a predicted model, not a curated record
GUAAUAUGCGAAAACAAAGGUCUUUCAGACGAGUUGCCACACUUAGUCUACGUAUCUAGAGAAAAGAAGCAGGAACAUCCACAUCAUCAUAAAGCUGGUGCCAUGAAUGUGUUGACAAGAAUUUCUGGAGUGAUGACAAAUGCUCCUUUUAUCCUGAACGUAGAUUGUGACAUGUAUGUUCAUAAUCCAAAGAUUGUCCAACACGCCCUCUGCAUUUUACUAGAUUCAAAGGGAGAGAAAGAAGUUGCAUUUGCACAAUGUAUCCAGCAAUUCUACGAUGGACUGAAGGAUGACCCUUUUGGAAAUCAACUUGUGGCAAAGUUUAUGUACGUAGGUGGUGGGUUAGCAGGGAUCCAAGGAAUAUUUUACGUUGGAACAAAUUGCUUGCACAGAAGAAAAGUAAUUUAUGGCCUUUCUCCUGAUCAUCACAUUCCAAAUGGAAAGAAGCAUCAUGACAUCACACAUGGGAAACUCUCAGAAAAGAAAAGAAUAUUUGGAAGUUCAGAGAGGUUUUUGGAAUCAGCUGCUAAUGCUUUGGAAGGGAAGACAUUGGCUUCCAAUGAUAAGAUUUGGAAAUAUGUUGAGGCAGCCAAAGAAGUUGCCAGUUCUGAAUAUGAAUACGGCACUGCUUGGGGUAAAAAGGUGGGUUGGAUGUAUGGAUCAACAUCAGAAGAUGCACUUACAGGGCUGAAAAUACACACACAAGGAUGGAGAUCUGAAACGUGUGCACCAGAACUUAUACCCUUUAUGGGUUGCUCACCUCAGGAUAUCAUAAGUGUAAUGAGUCAACAAAAGAGAUGGACCUCAGGGUUGCUUGAUAUUCUCCUAAGCAAACACUGUCCAAUUUUUGGAACCCUGUUUGGUAAGCUCCAAUUCAGACAGUGCUUGGGCUAUCUUUGGGUGCUCACUUGGGCCGUACGAUCUGUUCCUGAAAUUUCCUACACUCUUCUUCCUGCUUAUUGCAUCAUCAACAACUAUACUUUCUUGCCCAAGGAACCCGGGCAAUGGAUUCUUGUCACUAUGUUUGUGAUUUACAACAUAAGUACUUUUGUAGAGUACUUGAGAACAGGGUUGUCAAUUCGAACAUGGUUGAACAGUGAAAGAAUGGCAAGGAUAACGACCACAAAUGCUUGGUUUUUUGGAUUUUUGCACGUCCUGCUUAAGGUAUUCGGAUUAUCAGACAGUGUGUUUGAAAUAACAAAAAAAGAGCAAUCAUCAUCCAAUGAGAGUGCUAAGGAAAACAAUGGUAGAUUCACUUUCAACAACUCUCACAUUUUUGUACCUGGUACAACUAUUUUGCUUAUUCAACUCACAGCACUGGUUACCAAGUUGUUGGGAUGGCAAGCACCUGUUAGAAAUGGUCAUGGAUCCGGCAUAGGAGAACUGUUUUGCUGUUCAUAUUUGGUUGUGUGCUACUGGCCAUUUUUCAAAGGUUUAUUUGGCAAAGGAAAAUAUGGAAUUCCCUUAUCCACGAUAUGCAAGUCAGUGGUGUUGACUCUUCUUUUUUUAUAUUUUUGCAGAGCUUAUCAAGGAUGAUUGGAUUUGGAUGUUUUCAACGUAUUUUGCUACUUCAUAUCCUUCUCAUUGUAUGGUUCCAUUGUUAGAAUACAGUAAUUGAAACAUAAGAUAAUAUGGAGUGGUAUUAAGUUA